GGACACAGCAGCCGUGUUGCAUCAGGUUGACGUCUGUCUCGGUGUCAGAGAGAAAAUGAGACAGACAGAUGCUUCAGGUUUCAAGUGGGACUGUAUUUGUACGUGAGUGGGUACAGGGUCCGGUGCAGAAGUUCCACUGGACUCUGUGGAUAUCUCCAUCCGUCUGAGUCCUGCCGUGCCUGUCUAAUUUAAUUUAAUUUAAUUUCUUUUUUUUUUUUUUCUUUAAAGACAACUUUGUGCGUUAGCCUUUUUAACCGUCUACUUCUGUGUCUGUCUCUUUGGCCAACUGACUGACGGCUACAGAGCAAGGACAACAAAGAAUGACAGCGUCCACAAGUGUCUCCAGUGGCCUGGAGGUCCUGCUCUCCUCUCUGCAGACUGAAGGGGAUGUGGAGAGCACCGUGAACAUUCUUAACGUCCUGGAUGAACUUCUGUCCGCCGGCACUGAUCGACGUAUCCAAUAUUUAAUAAGUAAAGGAGGCAGUGAGGCAUUGUUGGAGGCACUGGUCAACACCGCUCGCAGUUUUUCCCUAAACUACACCGUCCUACUGCCGCUAGUCCACCUGCUGGUAAAAGUUGGACACAGAGACAGGCGUAUUGGUCGGAAGGCCGAGGAGGCUGGAGCCGUUCUUCUGGCUCUGAAACUUCUGAAGCACAACACCAAACAUGCGAAGCGGGCUACAGCGUGUCUGCUGCUCAUCCAAGUCUUUGCCUCCGCAGUAUCUGCGGCAAACCUGAUUGGAGGAAACCAAGGGCUGGACGUCAUUUUCCUCCUCAUCCCUCAGUAUACCACCAGACAUCUGCAGACCAUCAAAGCAGCAAUCAAUGCCUUUGCAGCACUGUUGUGCACAAAAGACAAUGUCUGCUCGGCAGCGUCUAAAGGUUUCGUCUCUGGCCUUCUACGGCUUUAUGAAGACUGGCACAACAAAGACACUCAACACGCUGCCGUGGAAAUCCGCCAUGCGCUGCUGAACUGCCUGCAUAAAGUUACCCAGAGCGUUGCAGGCAGACAGGCUCUGACAUCCAACGGGGGUCUGAGUCUGUUGUAUCAGACCACACAGACAAAUCUAUUGUGUAAGGCUACAGAGUGCCUGAUAGAGCCCUCGGUGCAGCUACUGAGGAAGUGUCUUCCAAAAACACGUCUUCCGCUGACAUCUGAUCAGUCUGUUUACAUCUUCCCUCUUCCUGGAAGACCACCACAAGCUGACCAGGAUGAGUACACGGCACCAGAUAGGAGCAGCGAGGAGAGUGAUGAUGAAUUUGGUGACAACCAAGAACCUGAAAUCAUAGAUUUUUUAUUUGGGCAAUUUAAACCUGGUCGGACCAUAACCUUAAUCAACCCCAGAAAAAUAACCCCAAGACUGGGGAAUUCAUAUGUGUCUUUCUCUGUCCAGGACGAAGACUUGGAAACAGACCUUAACAAACUAUGUCGUCGCCCAGAACCAGACAGACCCAGGGCGCUACUGAAGCAGUAUGAACGCAUUUGUCCUGAGCUCGUACACGAGUUUCAGGACUUGGACUUGAGUUCAUCCUCACCAUCACCUUCUCCAUCGUCAUCAUCCUCAGAUGGAGAAACUGAGCGUUUCUCCUCUAGGAAGGGUGACCAAAACUCCAGCUCGGAUUCUUCCACCUCUCUUACGAACUCAGACAAAGAAACCUCAGCAGAUGAAAAUACAACAGCCACUGGCCAGUUGGAGGCACGUGAUUUCAACAGCCACAGCAGAAUCUUAGGCUGUCAGAGCCCGGUUGAAGAACCCAGAGAGGGCAACUCCACAUGUCUAGGAGAGGAGGAGCAGACUGAACAGGAUGACAAAGAACAAGUCCACCAUAGUGUCAUGAUAGAGAGGUUGUUGAAGAACCGCGGGGCCUCUAUUCCUUAUCACGAUCCCAAAGUUUAUCGCGAGGUUGCUGCCAAAACCAAGUCUAUUCCAGGGUUCAACAUUCUUGCUUUUCCUGAUUUCUGGGGUCAUCUUCCACCCGCAGGAAAUGAACACAUGACCCCGAGGGAGCCUAACAUACAGAGGCAAAAAGUGUUUGAGGACAUCCAGCGCUGCCUAAAUCCAUCCGACAUCAUCAACAGGGUCGUCUACGAUCUUGGAGACAGCAGUCUUCAAGGUCCGUCUGAUUCCUUGAGGUUUUUCUCCAAGUUUGAGUCUGGGAACCUGAGAAAGGCAGUUCAGGUCCGCAGGUUUGAAUAUGAUCUCAUACUGAACGCAGACGCCAACUGUUCCCAGCAUGCUCAGUGGUUUUACUUUGAAGUCAGUAAUAUGGAGGCAGACGCCCCCUACCGUUUUAAUGUCAUCAACUGUGAGAAGGGCAACAGUCAGUUCAACUACGGUGAGUCUACGUGAUGCGGAAUGCAGCCAGUGCUGUACUCAGUAAGGGAAGCUCUGGAUGGUAGCCCACAGUGGGUGAGAACGGGAACUGAGAUUUGUUAUUACAGAAACCACUACUGUCCUGCUCGAGGUAAAAGGAAAACAACUUUCUACACUCUGACCUUUACCAUCAGCUUUCGUCAUCACACACACAUUUGUUUGUCUCUGUCUGUCUGUCAACCCUGUUCAUGUACUUUUCCUCCGCUCCAGGCACAUCUGAGGGUUCUGCAGAAUUCACUGGAUCCGACCAAGGUCUUUUAUCGGCAGCAGAUUCUUUGUCCAACGUUAGCCGGAAACCCUUGUCCAGUGAUCACCGUCACCGCAUGUCCUACCAGGAAGGCCUGGAAGGACAUGCACCAGCUGCGGAAUCGUCCUUGUAUUCUGCUGACGGGCCGCGUCCACCCGGGGGAAUCGAACGCCAGUUGGGUGAUGAAGGGCACGCUUGAGUUUCUGUGCAGCAAUGACCUCGUAGCCCAGAGUCUGAGGGAGGCUUUUGUCUUCAAGAUAAUACCCAUGCUCAACCCAGACGGAGUCAUCAACGGCACGAAUCGCUGUGAUUUGAACGGUGAGGAUCUCAACCGUCAGUGGUCUAAACCAGACCCUGUCCUCAGCCCGACCAUCUACCACACCAAAGGCCUACUUUACUACCUCAACAGUAUUGGGCGAACUCCACUGGUUUUCUGUGACUACCAUGGUCACUCCAGAAAGAAAAACGUAUUCCUGUAUGGCUGCAGUGUAAAGGAAACUCUCUGGCAGUCUGGCUCUGCAGUCGACACGCUAGCCUUUAAAGAAGAUCCUGGAUACAGGACCAUUGCAAAGACUUUGGAUCGUAUCGCCCCAGCCUUUUCUUUCAACAGCUGCAACUAUUUGGUGGAGAAGUCUCGCUCUGCUACAGCCAGAGUGGUGGUCUGGAGAGAGAUGGGUGUGUUGAGAAGUUACACCAUGGAGAGCACUUACAACGGCUGCGACCAAGGAAUAUAUAAGGACCUGCAGAUGGGAACCAAAGAGCUGCAGGAGAUGGGGAUGAGGUUCUGCCAGAGUCUUCUUUCUGUAAAUAAAGCUCAGUACACCAGGGCGCUCAUCAACCUCGUGGACCUGGGUCACAACAUCCUGGACCACAAGUCUCACACCUGUUUUGAGGACGACGAGCCCCCGUGUGUGGAGGAGAUAGAGUAUUCUACAGACUGUCCGACUCUUAAAGGCUCAGAUCUGGAUUCAGAUGUCAAUAAAAACAUGGCCGCCGCAGAUGAAGAUGGAUUCGGUGACGGUGAUGACGACGGAACUCAGCAGCUGAGCAGCAGGAGCCGCCUCUUUCCUCAGCCCAUCAGACAGGGAUCAGUAGAGACUCUCAGAGAGAAGAGAAACCUGAGCAAGAGAGUCAACGGACAGAUCACUGUUUAAGAGAAUGGUUUCCCAUUUGUCUCUGCCAAACCCCGGGGUUUGUUCUGCCUCUGCCCCUCCCUGGCCAUGGAUGUGCAGACGUUACGAAAAAAAACACAAAAAACAAACAAAGA
Molecule: messenger RNA, 3889 nt
Organism: Cynoglossus semilaevis (tongue sole)
Lineage: Eukaryota; Metazoa; Chordata; Actinopteri; Pleuronectiformes; Cynoglossidae
Gene: agbl1
Product: AGBL carboxypeptidase 1
Exons: 26
Biological process (GO): proteolysis; protein side chain deglutamylation; C-terminal protein deglutamylation
Molecular function (GO): metallocarboxypeptidase activity; zinc ion binding
Source: RefSeq, a predicted model, not a curated record